Molecule: messenger RNA, 1461 nt
Organism: Knipowitschia caucasica
Lineage: Eukaryota; Metazoa; Chordata; Actinopteri; Gobiiformes; Gobiidae
Source: the annotation of a GenBank genome assembly
AUGCGACAGAACCGUGAGAGUCGAGAUGAAGACGUGACGUGGAAACUUCCGGAAACUGAGGUGAGAGAAACAUGUCUGAGUCUGAGCUGGAGACCGGUGGAAUCGCCCCAGUGCAUCAUGGGACUCAGCUGCUUCAAGUCCUGGAAACACGACCGCACUCGUCACAAAGGGAACAGAGACGUCCUGGCCAGUCCUGGAUCAUACUUCUUUCUGUCGAACAGCGCGGGUCAAGGCGACGAGUGGCUGAAGACGCUGAACCGCGGAGUCUGGAUCCCCUUCACAGGGGUGUUUGGUCAGAGGCUGGAGGAGACCGUCCUGUACGAGCGUAAAUACGGCGUGCGUCUGGUGCCCCUGGUGGUGGAGCAGUGCGUGGCCUUCAUCCGGGACCGGGGUCUGCACGAGGCCGGACUGUUCGUGCAGCCAGGGCAGACGUGGCUGGUCCAGGAGCUGAGGUUAGCGUACGACUCAGGGCAGCGACCCCUGUUCGACAGUACCACAGACGUCCACACGGUGGCGUCGCUGCUGAAGCUGUAUCUGCGACAGCUUCCGGAGCCUCUGGUGCCGUACAGUCACUACCAGCACUUCCUGCAGUUAAGUGACAACGACCACACCAUCGACCACGUCACCAUCAACAACGACACCAUCAACAACACCAUCAACAACACCAUCAACAACACCAUCAACAACGACACCAUUGACAAUGACACCAUCGACCACGUCACCAUCAACUACGACACCAUCGACGACACCAUCAACGACGACACCAUCGACGAUGACACCAUCAACGACGACACCAUCAACGACAACACCAUCGUCGACGACACCAUUGACAACGACACCAUCGACGAUGACACCAUCAACAACACCAUCAACGACACCAUCAACAGCGACACCAUUGACGAUGACACCAUCGACCACGUCACCAUCGACCACGUCACCAUCAACUACGACACCAUCGACGACACCAUUGACGAUGACACCAUCGACCACAUCACCAUCGACCACGUCACCAUCAACUACGACACCAUCAACGACACCAUCGACGACGACACCAUCGACGACGACACCAUCGACAACGACACCAUCGACAACGACACCAUCGACGAUGACACCAUCGACGACGACACCAUCGACGACGACACCAUCGACGAUGACACCAUCGACGACGACACCAUCGACGAUGACACCAUCGACAACGACACCAUCGACCACCUCACCUUCGACAACGACACCAUCGACCACGUCACCAUCAACGAUGACACCAUCGACCACGUCACAAUCGACAACAACACCAUCGACGACGACACCAUCGACGACGACACCAUCAACGACAACACCAUCAACGACGACACCAUCGACGACAACACCAUCAACGACACCAUCAACGACAACACCAUCGACGAAAACACCAUCAACGACACCAUCGACGACAACACCAUCAACGACAACACCAUCGACUGA